GAUGGUCGCGCGGAUUGUAUAGCAAAUCAAGACGGUGAAAGGCAAAUACCAACAGUUGUCGCAUUUUCUGGUGACGAAGAGUUUACCGGGUCUCAAGCCAAAGCACAAUUACUACGCAACUCAAAAAACACAAUCACGCAGUUUAGGAAUUUGAUAGGUAAAAGCUAUCAAGAAAUAGUUUCAACAGAUAACAUUAUCACAAAUGACGCCGCUCCACUGGUAGAAAAAGAUGGCGAACCAGCAUACAUGGUAACAUACAAAGAUCAAGAGACAACAUUCACCGUCUCUGAAAUCCUGACAAAAUAUAUUACACUGCUUGGCGAAAGUGCUGCGCAUUUUUUAGGACAGAAUGUGAUGGGAGUCGUAUUGGCCGUUCCAACAUAUUUUACUGAACUACAAUGCGAAGCGUUGAAAAAAGCCACCGAGAAUGCGGGAUUGCCCGUACUUCAAUUAAUUCAUGAACCAGUUGCCGCUGCCUUAGCAUAUCAACUAGGCGAAAAAUCAUCUCCCUCUAGACCAUCAUCAUCACAAGAAACAAAUACUUUAAAUAAUUCACCUACCGUAUUAUCAGCAACAGGAAACGACACCACGGCACUAAUUGUAGAUCUUGGCUCAGAAUCUCUUGACGUGACCAUUAUUUCAGUACGUUCCGGCAUUUAUACAAUAAUGGGAAGUAUUCAUGAUCCAUCUCUGGGCGGCGUGGCAUUUGAUCAACUGUUAGUGACACAUUUCGCGAACGAAUUCAAACGUAAAUCAAAAAUUGAUAUUUCGAAUAACCAACGGGCAUUGGCAAAAUUACGCACCUCAGUUGAAUAUACUAAAAAAACGUUGUCGAGCAGUUUAAAUGCUCCUUGUUCGGUGGAAUCGUUGGCGGAUGGGGUUGAUUUCCAUGGAACGAUUAAUCGGACGAGAUUUGAGAUUAUGGCGAGUAAAUUAUUUACGAGAUGUUUGAAUGUUAUUAGAGACACGUUGAAAGAGAAUUCAUUGGAACAUUAUUCAAUAGAUGAGGUGAUUCUUGUGGGAGGCGCCUGCCGGAUCCCCAAACUCCAAACAAAACUACGUGAAAUAUUUACAAAUCCAGGAACCCAUAUUCGCCUCGAUCUCGAACCAGACGAAGUAGUUGCAUACGGAUGUGCAUACCAAGGAGCCUUAAUCUCCGACCUCAAAAUCAAAGGUUAUCAAAUUCAAGAUAUUAUUAACGAUCGCGAAAUUACCAACGUUCCACAUCUCACCAAAGCAAUUGGUAUUUUGAAUGCACAUGAACAAUUCGUGACCAUUGUGAAAGAGAAUACGCCAUUGCCAGCUCGACGAGUGGUGCAGUUCUCAAAUGUGGAAUUGGCUCAGAAGGAAGUAUACGUGGCUGUUUGGGAGGGUAGUCCACAACAAGUAAAGACUGAGGAGGAUGAGAAUAAAAAUGAAGAUGAAAAAGUAGAGGCAAUAAUAAAUAAAGCGGAAAUAUUAGAGAGUAAAGAUGAUGACCCGUCAUCAUCAGUAGUACUAGAAACACCGAAAAUAGUGCCAGAAAAAUUGCUAGCGGAAAUGGUAUUAUCCGAGUUAAAACCAAGUAGCAAAAUAGGCGACAUGCAAAUUGAACUAGUACUAGAAAUAGACAUUAAUAAAAAAUGUACUAUUGUCUUAUCAGAGAACAAGUCUAAUAAAUCGGUUGAAGUGGAGAUUCCUCCUGCUGUCGCAGUUGAAAGCUAA
Molecule: messenger RNA, 1704 nt
Organism: Ambispora leptoticha
Lineage: Eukaryota; Fungi; Glomeromycota; Glomeromycetes; Archaeosporales; Ambisporaceae
Source: the annotation of a GenBank genome assembly